AUGCCUGACCUUUUCGACCGUUUCCCAAUAGUCCUUCCAUGGAGCAGGCCGGAGCCUGUAGAUCCUGCUCUUCACAGCGUUUGGAUCUUGGAUAAUACGGCCUUUCGCUCUCCUCAACCCGGCGAUAAGCGACCUGAUCUGGGAAAGCUCAGGAGUGUCAAGGAUACGAAGCCAACGAGGAUCAGUCAGGAUGGUGGCAGUCCGGAAUCUGUGCGUGGUGGAAGUGGCUGGGAGGCGGAGUUCGUGGCGUGUUAUUUCAUCAGGAAUUCGGGGCGUGAUAUAUCGCGAGUCGUAGCUGGUAUUGCGCGCGAGCUUCAUGUCAACGAUGAAGACAUUGCAACGAAGAAGCGUAUCGCAGAUCGUGUGCAGCCGUUCGUCGAUACUGUACUACCGAAGCGAACACUGCGCAUCUCGAUUGAUAAUACCGAGCAGCAGACCCUGGGUCCCUCUGGAUAUAGUGGGAUAUCUGCUGGUCUCCACCAGCUGCACUUUGCACCCGAUGCUCUCCUUUCUCCAUUUGCUUGCACGCCUGUCAACGUUCCCCCGCCCUUUGGCCUGCCAGCAGUGACUGUUCCUGCAGAAGAGCGAGGCUGGGCAGUCAUCUCUGACAUUGACGACACGAUCAAGGUCACACAGACUCCCUCUCCGCUUGGGAUACUGCACACCACCUUUGUCGUCGAAGAUCCUGAGCCUGUCGCUGGUAUGCCAUCUCUUUACGCUCACAUCCAGGACAUCUUGCAGAACCCUCCAUUUUUCUAUCUCUCGGCCUCUCCCUACAACCUAUAUCCAUUCCUUCGCAGAUUCCGUGAAGCACAUUACCCACUGGGGACUAUCAUUCUUCGCGAUGCUUCCUGGCAGAACCUUGGAGGACUGAUCGCUUCGCUCAGUCAGAAUACGCAAGAAUACAAGGUCGAUCGCAUGGUGAAGAUUCACUCCUGGUUCCCUCACCGUCGCAUGGUCUGCAUUGGAGACAGCACUCAGAAGGAUCCAGAAGCCUAUGGCGAUGUUGCGAGGAAAUUUCCUGGUUGGAUCCGCGCCAUUUACAUUCGUCGUGUGUCUGGAAUCGCAGAGAUGGACGAGAAAAGCAAGAACAGCAACGAGCGGUUCCAAAAAGCCUUUGAAGGACUCGAUCAUAACCUGUGGCAUGUCUUCGAUGACCCUAGUGAACUGGCAGAACGCGUGAAUGUCCUUCAACACCGAGAAGGGCGCCAGUGA
Messenger RNA from Sphaerulina musiva SO2202, 1215 nucleotides. RefSeq lists its product as uncharacterized. Gene Ontology annotation, cellular component: actin cortical patch. Lineage: Eukaryota; Fungi; Ascomycota; Dothideomycetes; Mycosphaerellales; Mycosphaerellaceae. Gene Ontology annotation, molecular function: phosphatidate phosphatase activity. The coding region runs from base 1 to 1215 and encodes 404 amino acids. The record is from RefSeq and is a predicted model, not a curated record. The transcript has 2 exons.